This is a messenger RNA of Ceratosolen solmsi marchali, 1264 nucleotides long. RefSeq names its product UPF0472 protein C16orf72 homolog. The transcript is spliced from 5 exons. Lineage: Eukaryota; Metazoa; Arthropoda; Insecta; Hymenoptera; Agaonidae. Bases 234 to 959 code for a protein of 241 amino acids. The record is from RefSeq and is a predicted model, not a curated record.
UGGCUGUGGUGUGUGCACAUCGAGACAAGACGAAGUGGUGCGUGCUCGCAAAGGAAUUCGCUGCGGACGAGGCGACGAUCAUCCGUUUGUUUUUCCCCCCUCGGCACAUACCGCACGAGCACAUUCUUUCCUCGCGAGGAAAAAAGAGACGGACUGCGGCGUGCGUUCACGAGUGUGCGUGCGUGCGUGUUUUGAACGUCGCUGCGAGGAGAAAGAAUAGCCGAGGAAGAGCCAUGAGCGAAGAUAGAAGCGACGAGGACUCGAUAAUGGAUCUGUGGUACUCAAAUUGGGAGCAGCAGUGCGUGGAGGCAAUCGAGGCUGAGCCGGAUUACGAGAGUCAGCUACAGGGUGAAAAGGAACUCUACUCACAGCAGAUAUGGUCAAGUUUUCAGACGACAGCCACCGCCAUCGCCCAGCUUUAUAAAGAUCGCUCACAGGGCACAUCCUUUUGGUCGCCUUUCCAAACGGCUGCAGGCACGGUCACCUCCUUGUUCAAAGAGUCUGCCAAUGGAAUUCGACGAUGUGGUGAAUUAGGCGUAGAAGCCGGAAAGCAGAAACGCAGUAAAGAAUUAAUGAACUGGGCGAGGAAAAAAAGACGUAUGAUACGUCGGGAAGACUUAUUGGCAUAUCUCGCUGGAAAACCACCGCCGCCCAGACCACAUUCGCACAGGAGUUCUCCUAAACCCCGUAUGACAGUAUGCGGAUCUCCCCCUUCACAGAGCCCAACAGCAAGUAUGGUUGUGUCUUCAACACCGCCACCUGGCAGUGAACCAGAUCCAGAACUACACACAUUUCGGGAAGCCAUCGCCCUUUCGGGCUCACCGAUGUCACGGCGUACCGGACGACAGACCGAGCUCUCGGCCUUCAUCAGUAGCGAAUUCGCCCGGCAUCACAAGCGACCAGCGUCCCACGACGUCGAUAUGGGUUCACCCACACAUAAGCGAACGCGCUUCAUGUAACAGUGCGCGAAGUGUUGUAUGAAAGCAGUCACCAAUCGUACGAGCUCAUUACUCUCCUUUUUUUUGUUCCCUGUAUCGAUUAAUUAAUACGACAAAUUUAUUCGUCAUAAUAAUUUUUCCGAACUUCACCCAUGAAGAAGUCGAAUAUAUACAAGAAAAGAAAACACAAAAAGAAAGAGUCCUUGUUUACGUGCGUGAGAGAAUGGGAAAAUGAUUGCGUACACGUAUGCGAAAGUAAGAGUAGGAGAGUGCAAAUGAACGAGUGCGCGUAUGCAUGCGCGUGUGUCCAUGUGUCUUCGCGCGCG